Messenger RNA from Monoraphidium neglectum, 1044 nucleotides. Its product is annotated as Myosin IJ heavy chain. The transcript has 8 exons. Gene Ontology annotation, biological process: intracellular signal transduction. The record is from RefSeq and is a predicted model, not a curated record. The coding region runs from base 1 to 1044 and encodes 347 amino acids. NCBI's taxonomy places the organism in Eukaryota, Viridiplantae, Chlorophyta, Chlorophyceae, Sphaeropleales, Selenastraceae. Gene Ontology annotation, molecular function: protein binding; GTPase activator activity; microfilament motor activity.
AUGGGGCGCGCUGCUACCGUCAUCCAGCGCUUCGCCCGCGGCUACCUGGCGCGCGUCCACUUCCGCGGCUCGGUCGCCGCCGUCGUCACGCUGCAGGCCGGCGCCCGCGGCCUGCUCGCACGCAGCCGCUUCUGCCACCUGUGGCGCGAGCGCGCGGCGCUGGUGGUGCAGACGGCGUGGCGGCGCCACAAGCUGCGUGAGGAGUACAAGCACGCGCACACCCUGGUGGUCGCGGUGCAGGCGCUCUGGCGCGGGCGGCAGGCGCGGACGCAGUACGACCUCAUGCGGCGCGAGCGCGCGGCCAUGGUCAUGCAGUCCAACUGGCGGCGCUGGGUGGCGGCCUCCGGCUUCACGCAGCAGCGCGAGGCGGCCACCACGCUGCAGAACGCCUGGAGGGUCAAGGUGGCGCGCUCCGCCCUGCGCGCGCUCAAGACCGAGGCGCGCGAGGCCGGGAAGCUGCUGGAGGACAAGAAGGCACUGGAGGGCAAGCUCAAGGAGAUGGAGGGCACGCUGGAGCUGGUGCAGGGGCAGCGCAACGAGCUGCGGCAGGAGGUCAAGGACGCCAAGGCGGCGCUGGCGGAGGCGGAGCGGCGGAUGGCGGACCUCGCCGCCGAGCGCGCUGCCGCGGUGUCCGCUGCGGGCGCGGCGGCCGCCGCGGAGCUGGCCGCCCUGCGCGGCGCCAACGCGGACGCAGAGGCCAAGACCGCGGCCCUGCUGUCUGAGCUGGAGGGCGCACGGGACAAGCUCAGCGCAGAGAAGGGCGAGCUGGCUAAGAAGCUCGGGGUGGCGCAGGACUACAUCCAGCGCCUCAUGGUGGAGAAGGCUGACCUGGACAAGAGGUUCAACGGCAUGAAGGACGAGCUCAUCACGCGGCUGCAGAACGCCUGCGCCCAGCGCGACGAGGCGCGCGCGCAGGUGCGGCUGCUCACCCCACACCCGCAACUUAGCCUGCGUGCCUGGAUCCCCAGCCCACCGUUGCGCUGUGGCCUGGAUGCGACCGCUCCCUCUCUGUCAAUAGAUGUUUUAGAUGUUGCACUGGGCUGA